Saccostrea cuccullata (small rock oyster) is the source of this 1593-nucleotide messenger RNA. RefSeq names its product integrin beta-PS-like. The record is from RefSeq and is a predicted model, not a curated record. NCBI's taxonomy places the organism in Eukaryota, Metazoa, Mollusca, Bivalvia, Ostreida, Ostreidae. Gene Ontology annotation, molecular function: integrin binding. Bases 16 to 1593 code for a protein of 525 amino acids. The transcript has 15 exons. Gene Ontology annotation, biological process: cell migration; integrin-mediated signaling pathway; cell-matrix adhesion. Gene Ontology annotation, cellular component: focal adhesion; integrin complex; cell surface.
AUUAUAAGGAAAAAAAUGUCACCAUCUCCUUCUUCUGUUUGUCUUUCAACAAUUCUCUGUGCCAUAAUUUUCAUCGGAAAAUCAACAGCACAAGAUCUGCGCACUGAAACUUUGACCCCCACUCAGGAAAACCCUUGUUUGAAGGAGCAGACAACCACUUGUGGUGAAUGCAUUGCCAUCUCUACCCUGUGUGCAUUCUGUACAGACCCAGAGUAUGAUACCAAUAAUUAUCCCAGGUGUGACCUUUUGACCACACACCAGAAGCAGGUGAAUAAUCAGCCCAGGUGUAAAAACAUCGUUAAUCCAUCCUCCGUCCUAACAAAGACAAAGGAUGAUAGAUUGGUGGACGGAGACACAAACAGAUAUGCAGUACAGAUCAGACCCCAGAAAAUCGAUCUAGAGUUAAGACCAAAUGACCCCCAGACUUUUGACCUGACAUUCAAACUGGCAGAGAAUUACCCUGUGGAUCUCUACUACCUCAUGGACUUGUCCAAUUCCAUGGCUGACGAUAAAGAGAAGCUGGCCAGUUUAGGAAUCAAAAUCGCUGAGGACAUGAGUCAAAUCACUAAGAAUUUUAAGCUAGGUUUUGGCUCCUUUGUUGACAAAGUGGUGAUGCCCUACGUCAGCACAGCCCCAAACAAAAUUAACAGCCCUUGUGCAGGCUGUGAGAAAGCAUAUGGUUUUAGAAAUGUUCAUCCACUCAACCCCAAUGCUACACUGUUUAGGGACAAGGUGAAUGCUGCUAGAGUGUCGGGGAAUCUGGAUGCCCCAGAAGGAGGCUUUGAUGCCAUUAUGCAGGCCGUGGCUUGUGAGAGUCAGAUUGGUUGGAGAAAUCGCUCCAGAAGAAUGCUGUUGUUUUCUACUGAUGCAGGAUUCCACUAUGCUGGUGAUGGCAAGCUGGGAGGGAUUGUGAAACCCAAUGAUGGCCUCUGUCAUCUUAGUCUGGAUGGAAUGUACACCGAAAGCUCCAAUCAGGAUUACCCCUCCAUCAGCCAGGUAGCUGUCAAGGCAAAGGAGAAGAAUGUCAACAUCAUCUUUGCUGUCACCCAAGAUCAGAAACCAAUUUAUGAUCAGCUAAAGCCUAUCAUUGCUGGCUCCGAAACCGGAAUCUUGGCCUCUGAUUCUCAAAACAUUGUAAAACUGGUCCGAGAUAACUACUUGGCAAUCACCUCAAAAGUCGAACUUAUUGUGGAAAAUUCUGAUAAUGUGGAUGUAAAAUUCAAAACAAAGUGUUUAGGAACUGAGAUGAAAGAUACUAACAAGUGUGAGAAUCUUCAAAUUGGACAGUCCGUUAACUUCAGUGUGACCUUGGAAGUGAAAUCCUGUCCACCUAAAGGUCAGGAGGAGAAAGUCCUGAAGAUCAAACCAGUGGGGCUGUACGACACGUUGACCGUUAAUCUGACAUUUAAGUGCAAGUGUGAUUGUGAAUCUGAGGCUAUAAUGGAGGCCAACAAAAACCACCCUAAUUGUAACGGCAAUGGCACGUAUGUGUGUGGGAUGUGUGUCUGUAAUGAGCCGUACUUUGGGGACAAGUGUGACUGCAACAAAGGAACAGGAACCAUCGCAGACAAAGAGAAGGAAUGCAUCCAGUAA